AUGACCCCGGAGGAGGAAGGUUCCCAGGCCAGGCCCCCGGAGAGGGUGCGUAUCCGGGUGGAGGAGCAGUCAUUCUGGGUGGAGAAGGCCUUGCUGCUGGAGAGCAGUGAAUAUUUCCGUGCCCUGUUCCGCUCGGGCAUGAGGGAGAGCACGCAGGAGGAGAUCGGGCUGGGGGAGCUGAGUGCUGCCGGGUUCCUGGCCAUGCUGCGGGUGCUGGAGGGCGAGAGGCCCGUCCUCGGCAGCGAGGAGACCUUCCAGGCCGUGGAAUGUGCUGCCUUCCUGCAGGUGAAACCCCUGGCCAAGUACCUGAUCCACUCCAUCAACUCUGACAACUGCAUCCUGCUGUACCAAGCCGCUGCCAUCUUCGGCCUCCUGGAUCUCUUCCACUGUGCUGCGCUCUACAUCAGGGACAGCUACACCGAGCUGCAGGAGUACCUGGACUGCCUCUCUGGUGACCUGCUGGCCUAUGUGGAAGCCCUCCUACCCUGCACCUUUGUGGCAGUGGGAGCACACACACCUACGUUCGAGUUCUUGGAGGACCUCUCCAGGACCAUCUGCUACCUGGACGAGGAGACUAACACGUGGAGGACCCUCUCGUGCCUUCCUCUGAGUGCCAGCACGUUCCUAGCCGGCAUGGCAACCAUGGAUAACAAGAUUUACAUCGUGGGGGGUGUCUACGGGGCCAACAAGCAAGUGGUGGAGAGCAGCUUCUGCUACGAUGCCGACACCGACACCUGGAGCGAGUUCCCCAGCCCGCACCAGCUGCGCUACGACGUCAGGCUGGUGGGCCACGAGGGCUUCCUCUAUGCCAUUGGCGGCGAGUACGAGAAGAUCUCGCUCAAGUCUGUGGAGAGGUACGACCUGGCCUCCAGCACCUGGACAUUUGUCUCUGAUCUGCCGCAGCCGAGCACUGCAGCACCCUGUGCCCAAGCCGUGGGGCAGAUCUUCGUUUGCUUGUGGCAGCCACUGGACACCACUGUCAUCUACGAGUACGAGACCCAGCAGGAUGUGUGGCUGCCUGUCACCGAGCUCAAGCGGCACCAGAGCUACGGGCACUGCAUGGUGGCCCACCGUGACAACCUCUACGUCAUGCGCAACGGCCCCUACGACGACUUCUUGCGUUGUGUCAUUGACUGCUUCAACCUGACAUCGCGGCAGUGGAGUGCCCUGCCCGGGCAGUUCAUGAACAGCAAGGGAGCCCUCUUCACUGCUGUGGUCAGGGGUGACACCAUCUACACYGUCAACAAGAUGGCAACAGUCCUCUACUCGGUGGAAGAGGAGACCUGGAAGCAGAAGAAAGAGCGGGCAGGUUUCCCACGCAGCGGCUCCCUGCAGACCUUCCUCCUGCGGCUGCCGAGACGGGACCAUGACAUCGCCACGUAAUGUCACCAGUUCCAAAUCGGGGUGCUCUCCUUGCAYGUGGCCUCCACUC
Messenger RNA from Malurus melanocephalus (red-backed fairy wren), 1432 nucleotides. It is a transcript of the gene KBTBD13, whose product is annotated as kelch repeat and BTB domain containing 13. The record is from RefSeq and is a predicted model, not a curated record. Bases 1 to 1383 code for a protein of 460 amino acids. Gene Ontology annotation, molecular function: protein binding. NCBI's taxonomy places the organism in Eukaryota, Metazoa, Chordata, Aves, Passeriformes, Maluridae. The transcript has a single exon.